GAUGCUCUUGAGAGCCUAGUCUAGUCCAUGGGAGGUGUGCGGGCAGGUGAUUGGGUGCUCAGGACGGGUGGUGGUGGACAAUGGCCGGAGUCCUGGGCUGGAGGGGGCCUUGGUUAAAGCUCUCACUUUGGAGUAAGACUCAGAGAUGUUACCCAAGUCUGGUCAGUCUGGGAACCUAGAGGUUAGUGGGUUCGAUCAACUUCCGCCUGGGUUUGCGAACCUCACUGGAACUGGGUUAGAAGUGUGUAGGCUUGGUGUGCCUGUCCUUGGUGGGGGAUGUAAGCUUCGGCAUCUCGAGUUGCUUUUGACUGUGGCGGGGGUGUGCGCCCAUGUUUGGGUCUCUGGAGUGUCGUGUGGGGGUGUCUCUGGGAUGUCUGGGGACAGCGUGCCUGUGUGUCCCGGGAAGGUGGCGUCAGCAUCUGCAGCCGCGUCGACGUUGUCGGAGCCUCCGCGGAGGACCCAGGAGAGCUGGACUAGGACCAGGGCCCUGGGCCUCCCCAUGGAGAAGUCCGCUGCCUCAACAGAGCCCCAAGGGCCUCGGCCAGUCCUGGGCCGCGAUAGCGUCCAGGUGCCCGACGACCAGGACUUCCGCAGCUUCCGGUUGGAGUGUGAGGCCGAGGAGGGCUGGAAUCUGACCUACAGCAAGGCCGGCGUGUCUGUGUGGGUGCAGGCUGUGGAGAUGGAUCGGACCCUGCACAAGAUCAAGUGCCGGAUGGAAUGCCGAGACGUGCCAGCCGAGACGCUCUAUGACGUGCUCCACGACAUUGAGUAUCGAAAGAAGUGGGACAGCAACGUCAUUGAGACCUUCGACAUCGCCCGCCUGACAGUCAAUGCUGACGUGGGCUAUUACUCUUGGAGGUGUCCAAAGCCCCUGAAGAACCGUGAUGUCAUCACCCUCCGCUCCUGGCUCCCCAUGGGCACUGACUACAUCAUUAUGAACUACUCAGUCAAACACCCCAAAUACCCGCCUCGGAAAGACUUGGUCCGAGCUGUGUCCAUCCAGACGGGCUACCUCAUCCAGAGCACGGGGCCCAAGAGCUGCGUCAUCACCUACCUGGCCCAGGUGGACCCCAAAGGCUCCUUACCCAAGUGGGUAGUGAAUAAAUCUUCUCAGUUCCUGGCUCCCAAGGCCAUGAAGAAGAUGUACAAGGCAUGCGUCAAGUACCCGGAGUGGAAGCAGAAGCAUCAGCCGCACUUCAAGCCGUGGCUACACCCAGAGCAGAGCCCGUUGCCGAGCCUGGCGCUGUCGGAGCUCUCCGUGCAGCACGCGGACUCGCUGGAGAACAUCGAUGAGAGCGCUGUGACAGAGAGCCGGGAGGAGCGCUUGGGGGGCGCAGGCGGCGAGGGCAGCGAUGACGACACCUCGCUUACCUGAGCGCGGCACCACCGCAGGGACCAAGACAAAAUGAAGUGGGGCCGGGGUGGCGGAUCCUCCUGCGCUUUCUCCCCUCCCCCACCCCCGCGCCUCUUAGGGACGCUGGGCUCCGGCCCAGGCUGGCGCUGUGGCCUGGCUGGACACAGCCCCAAUAAAUGAUCCCACAGCCUCA
This is a messenger RNA of Enhydra lutris kenyoni (northern sea otter), 1547 nucleotides long. RefSeq names its product StAR related lipid transfer domain containing 10. Gene Ontology annotation, molecular function: lipid binding. NCBI's taxonomy places the organism in Eukaryota, Metazoa, Chordata, Mammalia, Carnivora, Mustelidae. Bases 146 to 1375 code for a protein of 409 amino acids. The transcript is spliced from 7 exons. The record is from RefSeq and is a predicted model, not a curated record.